Messenger RNA from Salvia splendens (bonfire salvia), 1627 nucleotides. RefSeq names its product putative nuclease HARBI1. The transcript has 5 exons. The record is from RefSeq and is a predicted model, not a curated record. The coding region runs from base 671 to 1438 and encodes 255 amino acids. NCBI's taxonomy places the organism in Eukaryota, Viridiplantae, Streptophyta, Magnoliopsida, Lamiales, Lamiaceae.
CCCACUCAAUCGAAGCUCGACGCUCAGACAAGCUGCGAGACGAGGGCUGUGGAACAAAUCGAUCAAUCGACACUUGACAAUCGAGGCGUGAUAGCAUUUUUUGCCCCAUUCAGUCGUGAUAAAUCAGGCGAGGGCUGUGGAACAAAUCUGAUAGCAUUUUUCGAGGCGUGAUAAAUUUCACCUCCGAUUCAGUCGACACUCGACAAUCGAUCAGAUGGCUCCAACUGUAAAGAAGGAGUAUACAGUGGUGCAAAUGUUGGAGGAGAUUAUACGGAAUUAUUUAGUUGCCCGGUUUUGUAUACUAUAUUUCCUUUUUGCUAAACUAGAGAAGGGUAAAAAGAGAAAGAGAUUACAAAUAGUCUUACCUUAUAGCCUAACGGAUAGGGUACCCUCGCAAGUUAGUUACAUGAACAGGUUGGUCGGUCUUAACGACACAGAUUGCUUAGUAAAUCUAAGGAUGGAUAGAAAUGCAUUUGGUAGGCUUUGUUCCCUGUUCCGCCAGUUAGGCACUCUUCGUGAUAGGAGGUUUGUUUACAUUGAAGAACAAGUGGCUAUUUUCAUCAGUAUACUAGCCCAUCAUACAAAGAACCGUACGACGUGAUUCCACUUCUUGCGUUCAGGUGAAACUGUUUCAACAUCAGUUCACGCUGUACUCAAAGCCAUCAUAAAAAUGCACACAUUGUUCCUGGUCAAACCUGAGCCAAUAAAAGAUGAUUGCGCCGAUUGGAGAUGGAAACAUUUCAAGGGUUGUCUCGGAGCGUUGGAUGGUACUUUCAUAAAUGUGUUAGUUCCUAACUCAGAUAAACCGCGCUUUCGGAACCGAAAAGGACAAAUAACAAUAAAUACACUAGCAGCCUGCGAUCGACAUAUGCGAUUUACCUAUGUCCUACCCGGGUGGGAAGGAUAUGCUGGCGACGCUCGUGUCUUAAGGGAUGCAGUCAAUCGUCCAUACGGUCUGAAGGUCCCUCUAGGAAAUUAUUACCUUUGUGAUAAUGGUUAUGCAAACAGCCAAGGAUUUUUGACUCCUUACAGAGGUGUUAGAUACCACCUCAAAGAAUGGGGGCCAAAUGCAGAUAUGCCACAAAAUGCUAUUGAGCUUUACAAUAUGCGUCAUACUAAGGCAAGAAACAUCAUAGAACGAGCUUUUGCAGUGUUGAAGAUGCGAUGGGCUAUACUACGCAGUGCAUCAUUCUACCCCAUCAAGGUACAAGUACAACUAAUCAGCGCUUGUUUCUUGUUGCACAACUACAUUAGAAGCGAAAUGAAUGUGGAUCCUCUCGAAGAUCUCAUAGACACUUGGAAUGAUGGACAUGGUCCAGAGGAUGAUUCAAACGAAGGGCCGUUUGUUGAUUACAUUGAUGCAACAACGGACUGGAACAUGUUCCGAGAUCAACUAGCAAACUCAUUGUGGAAUCAGCACGUGUCGGGAGGUUCAUAACUUUUUCCAGAUAUGCGUUAUGUGGAGUCGCCCAAUGACCGUCGAUGAUCUUCAGCCUGCUAUUAUAACAUAUCUGUACCUUUGUUUAUGAGACCUUAUGACUCCAUUAUGACUCCUUUAUUCCUCCACCCCUCUAACUGUUCCAUUUUGAUUCGAGUAGAAUUGAAUUGCAGCUCACCUCUUCUUUUA